Messenger RNA from Dichomitus squalens LYAD-421 SS1, 1949 nucleotides. Its product is annotated as WD40 repeat-like protein. The transcript is spliced from 10 exons. The record is from RefSeq and is a predicted model, not a curated record. Lineage: Eukaryota; Fungi; Basidiomycota; Agaricomycetes; Polyporales; Polyporaceae. Gene Ontology annotation, cellular component: nucleus; cell tip; cell division site. The coding region runs from base 68 to 1891 and encodes 607 amino acids. Gene Ontology annotation, biological process: carbon catabolite repression of transcription. Gene Ontology annotation, molecular function: protein binding.
CCCGCCUCCACCACGGGACUCCUGCUUGCCCCUCCAUCUCGCUGACCGGUCUGAGUAGGCAUGAAAGAUGGAGAAUGAUUCGACAUUCGUCGCUCCCGAGGGCGUUUACUCAAUCACAGAAGAGCACAAGCCCUCCCCGCUCGCGCAACAUACCAUCGCCGCUGCUCCCAUAUUAUACCCCACGAAAGUUUCCACAGUCUCUGUCCGCUUCCCAGCUACGAAGUCAAGCAACGCUGCAGCAGGCCUUUCACAGUUACUGGGAGGGAACCGGGAGAAGGAGGGCAAGAAGGAGAAGGUGGCUGCGAAGGAGCGCGAGGACGGGUUGAGCGUGUCUAGCAGCGACGAUCCGGACGACGGCUCUCCAGAUGCCUCCAGUGCGCCUGCUCCAGACAACUCUACGUCCACGCCCACCAUUCCGCAUGAGCAACUCGGCACACCGUUUGCGACACUUCCUGGCGGGCUCGGGAAGAGGAAGGCUGCUCCGCGGCCGAAGCACAGUAUGCGGACGACCUCUUCCACAUUCAUCACUCGACUACAGAACUCGGACAACUUGAAUAGAGCUUUACAGUCAAAGCAGGGUGAAACCACGUUCCUGUUCUACAAUUCUGCCAAAACGUUCGUCUGGACGGAGGCGGGUACGAAGAUCAAGGAGCCUUUGGCACGGAUAUAUUUCUCUGCAUAUCCAACUUGCCAUGACGUGAACCUUGCUACAGUAUCUUCCGACCGGUUAGAUAUAAUCAUUGGGUUCCAUACGGGGGAUAUAUUGUGGCUAGACCCAAUAUCGUCUCGUUAUGGACGCUUCAACAAACAAGGCCGCAUAUGUAGCGCAGCGUGCACGGCGAUACGCUGGGUCCCCGAGUCUCCCAACCUGUUCCUAGUAUCGCAUGCGGACGGCACCAUCAUCGUAUACGAUAAGGAGCGGGAAGACGGUUCAUUCACUCCUCAGGAGCCAGGCACGUCUCCACCAUCUGUGUCACCUCUAGAUCAUACCUCCUCCACCGACUCGCAAGGAGAGUGGAACCCUCUCGACUCCAUAUUCGUCACUAUGCCCCCAUGGCAUCCGGUGACGAUAGGCGGACCUGGAUCAGUCGGUGCCAAACCUGACAAGGAAAAGACGGCCAAGAAUCCGGUGAGCCACUGGAGGGUAUCGCGCAGAGGUAUCGUAGACUUCGUAUUUUCGCCGGAUGCAAAAUAUCUAGCUGCAAUCUCGGAAGAUGGUUGUCUCAGGGUGAUAGAUACUGUCGCCGAACAACUAGUGGACUGUUACGCGUCUUAUUUUGGUGCAUUCACAUGUGUCGCUUGGUCACCAGAUGGCCGUUUUAUUUUGACUGGUGGCCAGGAUGACCUUGUUACGAUAUUCUCUCCUUGGGAACAGAGGGUGAUCGCUAGAUGUCAGGGGCACUCUUCCUUCGUCACUGGAGUUGCCUUUGACGAAGUGCGCUGUGAUGGCCGCACGUAUCGCUUUGGAAGUAUAGGCGAAGAUAACAAAUUCAUAUUGUGGGAUUUUUCUAGUGGUGCCUUACAUCGACCAAAGCUACAUGCCGCACAUCAGCAACGCAUGUCUAUGACGUCCACGAUAUCGCUAGCGCUUCGUCGAAGGGGCGAGUCCACCCUCUAUUUGCCGCCUUCAGGGACACCAGGUGCCGAGUCUCCUCUACCACGAUAUCACCCAGCGCCAUCGCGCAAUGAGGUCGCGGUUGUACAGCCCGUCGUAGUUAAGCACAUUGGCAACGACAUGCUUACUGACCUCACAUUCCUUCCCAGAGGACUCCUGACUGCGACUAAGCUAGGGCAUAUCAAGUUCUGGAUACGGCCUCUGGCCGUCCAGCCACGACAUUUACGGACACAAAGCACGCUACGGCGUGGUUCUCAAACGGACUCGAUCAGCUGAUUAAAGACAUUUCAGUACUGCUCUCCUGUUGUGACGUUCUGUAUUCGAUAUCUAUUCC